UAGUUAACAAACUGACAAGCUCUGGGUUUUUGGCUUUAAAUUAAAUCUCAGCUCUUGUCACGGAUAGAUGUUCUUGGUUCUCAAGGCAGGAGCCAUUCCUAUCUGAAACAUGAGUCAGUCAAACUUAUUCAUAUUGAUGAUCGUCAUUCUUCUAAUUUUAUCACAGCCAGUAAAAGGGAAGGACUGUGUAUGCGAGCUACAAAACUCUGGUUCUGCUUUUCCUGAGAGCAAACUGGCGAAUGUGGAGAAAACUGCUUCACAAUGCACUGGGAACAUCUCUUCAGAAAAGAUGACAGAGAUUGACAUACUUGUGCUGGGUCUAAAACGGCGCAUCAAGCAUCUAGAGGACAAUGUGUCCAUGCUGGAAAAAGAAGACAAUGGAAAUCUGUAUGCAGCCGUGUCUCUGCGUAUCACUGAAUUAGAGUUGGCUGAGAUUCAAGACCUGUUGGACAAACUCAACAGAACCACCAGCAAUUACCAGCAGCUCAGUGCAGACACUACAGUUGAGCUUCUGGAUAUUAAGGAUAUAAUGGUGGACCUAGAGAAGUUUGACCACUCGCAGGUGAUGAUGAAACAGCGUGAGAAUCAGCGUAUUAAGAGGGACCUGGAACAUUGCAAGGAUGAGCUCAAUGCUACAUCACCACCCCCAACACUUUCACCAGGUCACUGUGGUCUGGGUCAAAUGGUUAAUGUUUCAGGACCUAAAACAUAUUCUCUCACAGUAUACGGAACCUCUUACUCUUUUGGUGCUUGGGGUAGAGAUGCAAACCCCUCUCCAGAAGAUGAGAAGAAGUACUGGCUGGUGGUGCUGUCCAGUAGUAAUGCAUUUGGCCACUUCGUCCGUCAGUAUAAUAGUAUGAGUACUCUUUUAUUAGGUAUAGGACCUAUAGAUUCAUACAUAUCAAGCUCCAACCCCACAACAAACACAAUUCAAGGGCCAAACAUGGUCAUGUACAGUAAUGCGCUCUAUUAUAACUGUUACAACACGCUGUCUGUCUGUCGGUUCAACAUGACGACUCGCACUGUCAGUAAUGUGGCACUGCCUAAUGAUGCAGGUUUCAACAAUAAAUUUCCAUUUGGACACCUUGGAGGAUCAUACAGCUAUACUGACAUGGAUUUUGCCACAGAUGAAUCCAGUGUAUAUGUUAUAUAUGCGUCAACAGGCAACUUUGGAAAUGUGAUUAUUACUGAAGUUGAGACUAGUACUCCACCUGUUUUGGGCCAAACUUGGUACACUUCUCUGCACAAAAAGACAGUCACAAAUACCUUCAUGGUGUGUGGUGUGCUAUAUGCUACUCGUUAUAUAGAUAAAGAUAUAGAAGAGAUCUUUUAUUCUUUUGACACCAAAACUAAUAAAGAGCGCUAUGAUCUGAAAAUUCACAUAAAGAAGAUGCAGACCAAUAUUAAGUUUCUGAAUUAUGAUGUCAGAGAUCAUCUGCUGUAUGUCUACAGUGAUGCAUACAUUGUAACACAUGAAAUAAUAUUUCAGUAAGUAUUCAAUAAACUUUCCUCAAGAUAUAUUUUUCCUUUUUGCCAAGAAGACUAAAAGUGCUUGUUUUGUGGGGGAAAUCAUUUAAAUGCUGUAUGUACGUACAUUGUGGUUCUUGAAA
Xyrauchen texanus (razorback sucker) is the source of this 1610-nucleotide messenger RNA. Its product is annotated as olfactomedin-4-like. Gene Ontology annotation, biological process: signal transduction. The transcript is spliced from 5 exons. NCBI's taxonomy places the organism in Eukaryota, Metazoa, Chordata, Actinopteri, Cypriniformes, Catostomidae. The record is from RefSeq and is a predicted model, not a curated record. Bases 110 to 1492 code for a protein of 460 amino acids.